UAUUUUAUCUACUAUUAUUACUCAUUAAAAAAAAAAACUACACCUCAUAAACAAUGACCGUUACACUAAGAAGAAGAAGAUUGAGAAGCUAAGCCAGCACAAAGAUUCUGAACCCAUCGCAAAGUCCUUAAUUCCGUUGAAAACAAAAUUGAAAUGAUGGUUUUGGCUUCCUCUCCCGUAACGGUAACUCUUUCUGCUGCUAAAACACUCGCCUCAAAUGCUCUCAUCCCGCACCACUCUUUCCCACCGUCACCGUCACCGUCACCGUCGUGGCUCUCCCUGAAACCCAUUUGCAGAAUCUCCUUCACUUGCGCUCUCUCACACAACCACGUCUACCCUAACCCAAUUCCCGAAUUCGCAAAAUCCGAAACUCGCAAGUUCCAAACUCAACUCUUUCGGAAGCUUUCCGAGAAUGUGGACGAGUUCGGGGACGACCUUGAUCAGGUUGUAGCCGUUUGCGCUCAGGCCUAUGCUAAUUCUUAUUGGCUACUUGUAGUUAUGAAUCCUACAUUAAGUGAUAGAAGUUGCUGGAGAUUUCUGGCCAAUUCCCUGCUAUCUGUUAUCUCAAUCAUGAUAUAAGGGUCAGGAAUCCAAAGGUAGAAGAUCAACUUUUAGAUAAUAGUAUAGCAUUUGGAUUAACAUCCGAUUUGGUGUCUCUUAGCAAACAUUGGGUUUUACAAAAUAAUUAAGUAGGUGUGAAGAAAACAAGGUGUGUGUGACCAACUGUAGUAAGAUGAUAAAAGCUUAACAGAUAUGAGGUGAUAUGUCAGUGUUUAGCAUUGGAUAUUAGCGUCUGACUUAGUUAAUAGAGCACAAGCUUCAACUUACCUAACUUAUCAAUGAGAAAAAGGUUGCUUUUAUGUCUUAAUUCCACUUUGAACAAUGAGUUAUAAUAAUAAACUGCCUUUGUUGGAAAACAGAUAUUUAGUGAGUUUUUGCACAAGGAUUAUGGAGGUCCUGGAACAUUGUUGGUGGAGCCAUUCACGGAUAUGAUGGUUGCUCUAAAAAAGAAGAAAUUACCGGGAGCAGCUCUGGCUGCAAGAGCGUCAC
Messenger RNA from Cajanus cajan (pigeon pea), 1050 nucleotides. The record is from RefSeq and is a predicted model, not a curated record. Lineage: Eukaryota; Viridiplantae; Streptophyta; Magnoliopsida; Fabales; Fabaceae.